Molecule: messenger RNA, 1860 nt
Organism: Australozyma saopauloensis
Lineage: Eukaryota; Fungi; Ascomycota; Pichiomycetes; Serinales; Metschnikowiaceae
Gene: RLI1
Product: Fe-S cluster-binding ribosome biosynthesis protein
Exons: 1
Coding region: 1-1860 (619 amino acids)
Biological process (GO): ribosomal subunit export from nucleus; translational termination; translational initiation
Molecular function (GO): ATP binding; ATP hydrolysis activity; iron ion binding
Source: RefSeq, a predicted model, not a curated record
AUGAGCGGCAGAGGAAAAGGAGGCAACAAAGGCGAAACAUCCUCCAAAGGCACCAGAAUCGCCAUUGUCAGCACCGACAAGUGUAAGCCCAAGAAGUGUAGACAAGAAUGUCGUAAGUCCUGUCCCGUGGUGAAAACAGGAAAGCUCUGUAUCGAGGUCACUCCGGCCAACAAGAUUGCGUUCAUCAGUGAGAACUUGUGUGUGGGUUGUGGUAUUUGUGUCAAGAAAUGUCCCUUCGAUGCCAUCACCAUCAUCAACUUGCCUACCAACUUGGAGGCAGAAACCACCCACAGAUACUCGGCCAACUCGUUCAAGUUGCAUCGUUUGCCCACACCCAGACCGGGCCAGGUCUUGGGUUUGGUCGGUACCAACGGUAUCGGUAAGUCCACCGCGUUGAAGAUCUUGGCGGGUAAGCAGAAGCCCAACUUGGGUCGCUACGACAACCCACCCGACUGGGAGGAGAUCUUGAAGUACUUCCGUGGUUCCGAGUUGCAGAACUACUUCACCAAGGUGUUGGAGGACAACAUCCAUGCCAUCAUCAAGCCCCAGUACGUGGACAACAUUCCUCGUGCUUUGGCCAAGAGUGAGAUCAAGACCGUGGAGGGCAUCUUGAAGGCCAAGUUGCAGAGAACCGAGCACUGGGACUACAUCAUCCGUCUUUUGGAGUUGAAGCACGUCAUGAACAGAGAAAUCGCCAACUUGUCUGGUGGUGAGUUGCAGCGUUUCGCUCUUGGUAUGACCUGUGUUCAGGACGCCAACGUCUACAUGUUCGAUGAGCCAUCGUCGUACUUGGAUGUCAAGCAGCGUUUGAGAGCCGCCGAGUUGAUCCGUUCUGUUUUGGACUCCACCACCUACGUCAUUUGUGUGGAGCACGACUUGUCUGUCUUGGACUACUUGUCCGACUUCAUCUGUCUUUUGUACGGUGCUCCUUCGGUGUACGGUGUGGUGACUUUGCCAUCCUCCGUCAGAGAAGGUAUCAACAUUUUCUUGGAUGGUUUCAUUCCAACCGAGAACAUGCGUUUCAGAGAAGAGUCUUUGCAGUUCCGUUUGGCUGACGCGGCCGAUGGCUUGAUCUUGGACCACUCCUCCGCUUUGUCCUACCCUCACUUGAAGAAGACCCAAGGUGACUUCUUCCUUGAGGUCGAGAAGGGUGAGUUCACCAACUCCGAGAUCUUGGUCUUGUUCGGUGAGAACGGUACCGGUAAGACCACCUUCUGUAAGAUUUUGGCUGGUGCUUUGGAGGCUGAUGGCAAGCCAGAGAUUCCUAAGAUGAGCAUUUCCAUGAAGCCCCAAAAGAUUGCUCCUAAGUUCCCAGGUACCGUCAGACAAUUGUUCUUCAAGAAGAUCAAGGGUGCUUUCUUGAACCCACAGUUCCAGACCGAUGUCGUCAAGCCUUUGAACAUCGACAACAUCAUCGACCAGGAAGUCCAGGUUCUUUCCGGUGGUGAGUUGCAGAGAGUCGCUCUUGUGUUGGCUUUGGGUAUCCCUGCAGAUAUCUACUUGAUUGAUGAGCCAUCUGCCUACUUGGACUCCGAGCAACGUAUUGUGUGUUCCAAGGUCAUCAGAAGAUUCAUCUUGCACUCCAAGAAGACCGCAUUCAUCGUCGAGCACGAUUUCAUGAUGGCCACCUACUUGGCCGACCGUGUCAUUGUCUUCGAGGGUGAGCCAUCCAAGAACGCUCUUGCCAAGUCUCCUGAGUCGUUGUUGACCGGAUGUAACCGUUUCUUGAAGAACUUGAACGUUACCUUCAGAAGAGAUCCAAACUCUUUCAGACCAAGAAUCAACAAGAAGGACUCUCAAAUGGACAAGGAGCAGAAGCUUGCUGGUAACUACUUCUUCUUGGACACCUCUGAGUUGUAG